AUGCCCCUCAAUACCCUCCGUCUCAACCAUCAAAAAUCAACCCACCCCAACGACCGCAUCGUAUUCAUCAAACCACUCCCACGGCCCUCAUCCGACCGCACCUCCUACGAUUUAGCCGACACAUUCCUCCGCGCUAUCGCGGCGCAAUGUCUGCCCAUAAUGAAGAACCAUUUUCUGUCCAUAACCACACUCGAAGAACACGAGCCCAACCGCGAAUUCAUCGGACGCAACUUCAACAACGGCGAAGUAAUCCAACUGGUUCUCCGAAGCCAGCGGGGUGGUUGGUUACCCUUCAACAUGGUCCAAAUGGUCAUGAUGCACGAGCUAGCGCAUAACACACAUAUGAAUCACGGGCGGGAUUUCUGGAAGACGAGGAAUCUAUAUGUUGAAGAGUUGAAAUCGCUCUGGCAGAGAGGUUAUACGGGAGAGGGAUUUUGGGGCAGUGGAAGGGCACUGAGUGAUUUGUCCCUUGUGAUGAGUGGGAACAAUGUGUUGGCGAGUGAGGAGUUGGCGAGACUUCCACUUUGCGGAGGGACGUUUCGUAGUCGACGGACAACGAGGAAAAGGAAGCGAGGGGCUGGGCAGGGUGAGGAAUUGACGUGGAAAGAGAAGCGCGAUCGACGGAUUGAGAAGAAAUUUGGGAAGAAUGGUGUUGCACUCGGUGAGGAUGAGAGUGAAAGGUUGGCUUUGGAUUAUAAUCAUGCGAAAAUGAAAACGAAAACGACCAAAGGGGUGGCAAAAGGGGUGUCGUUGGGCUUGACGAAGCCGAGGGUCGCGCAGAGUAAAAGGGGAAGAGAGCUCAGGGCAGCUGCUGCUUUGGCGAGAUUUGAGACGAAUAAGAAGGAGGUGGAUGUUUUGGAGCAACAAAAUACCAAAAACGAUGGAGAUGAGGAGGAGGACGACAACGAGGAAGAGGGUGAUGACCUGGAGGAGGAUGCUGUUGAUUCCAACGGUCGCAAAUUGCUCGAUAGUCAGGGACAGGGUAUGGUUCGUGUUUGCGAUCAUGAAGACGCUGGCCACGAUGUCGAUGCGAAGCAUGAGUUGGAGGAGAUGAAUUUUUUGGAUCGCUAUUUCAAGCCUGUGAUUCAGCGGCAACAGCAGAAGCAGGAACAGGAACAGGAACAGCAACAGCAGCAGAAACGACCCGCCUCGGAUCAAACAAGGUCUAAUGGCGACGACUACGUGAAAGGCAAGAAUGGCUUACUGUCAAACGAUGCUGCGGAGCGACCUACAUCCCCAGAUUUAGAUGACCAGUCGAGAAACGAACAGGACUCGUCUGGAAUAUCAAGGGAUACAAGCGUGCAACUUGAACAAACCACCUUAGGCACAACGCCUGAACAUGAUGCCUCAUCCAGACUUCGACUCGACAACAGGACGACGCCACGAGUCGUCUCGCCUGGAUCGUCGACUUCCACCUCAAGGCGAACAAGAACAGUGACAGGGACAGAGAGUCUUGAUAUACCUGGUCCGAAACCAGAAACACAACGAACAGUACCUAAACAGGAAGACCAAGCGGAGCAAACGACGCAGACUCAAUCUGCACCAGCACCAGCACCAGCACCAGCACCAGCACCAGCACCAGCAAGCGUAUCACCCUCACCGACCAUCCCUACUGCCACUACCACCGGCAUUUCCAGCGCCUGCCCUACUUCUACUUCAUCCGUUCUCUGUAGUAGUGCUACUACUACGAUAUCCUGUCCAAUCUGCUCUCUCGACAACCCCCGCCUCAACGCCAUCUGCAUGGCAUGUUCGCACGUUCUGGAUCCCCAUAAAGACCCGCGGCAUUGGGUGUGUCGGAGCGAGUCGUGCCGAAAUAGUGGCUACCUCAAUGCCGGAGAUGCGGGUCUUUGUGGAAUUUGUGGUGAGAGGAGAAGGUGA
This is a messenger RNA of Exophiala dermatitidis NIH/UT8656, 1878 nucleotides long. RefSeq lists its product as uncharacterized. The coding region runs from base 1 to 1878 and encodes 625 amino acids. The record is from RefSeq and is a predicted model, not a curated record. NCBI's taxonomy places the organism in Eukaryota, Fungi, Ascomycota, Eurotiomycetes, Chaetothyriales, Herpotrichiellaceae. The transcript has a single exon.